GAGCACCGACGUUAAAUCUCCAGCAGCUGCGCUUUUCGGUCUCGGCUAUGGGGGCGUCCAAGAGUAAGUCCAAGGAUGUCGGCCAGCGGACCCGCAGCCUUGAUGGAAACCCUGGCCCAGGAGGAGGUUCAAGCAGUCAGCACCACAACUCUGCUCAACAGUCCUUGUCACCCAACCGUAGCCCCACUGUGGACAGCGGUCUCAACAGCAAUAAGUCGAUGAACAAAACUCCAGAACUGGCCCUGUUUGGAGGCGCAGACAAUAAUAGUUACAGUUCUACUAACAGAGUCACUCAAGCAGUGGGUGUGAUGACAUUUGUGGCCUUGUAUAACUACGAGGCUCGAACAAACUCGGAUCUGUCUUUCAGGAAGGGCGAACACCUCCAGAUAGUAAACAAUACAGAAGGGGACUGGUGGCUGGCGCGCUCCCUGACCACUGGAGAGACUGGUUAUAUCCCCAGCAAUUUUGUGGCUCCAGCUGACUCCAUCCAGGCAGAAGAGUGGUACUUUGGCAAAAUCACACGUCGUGAUUCUGAAAGGAUGCUGCUUCAUUUGGAAAACAAGAGAGGGACUUUCCUGGUGAGAGAAAGUGAAACAUCCAAAGGUGCCUACUGUCUGUCUAUGUUGGACUACGACAACGUUAAGGGGCUGACCAUAAAACACUACAAGAUCAGGAAGCUGGACAGUGGGGGCUUCUACAUCACCUCCCGGACACAGUUCAGCUCCCUGCAGCAGCUCGUCAAUCAUUACUGCAAGCAUGCUGAUGGACUGUGUCACGUUCUGACGGACGUUUGUCCCUUACCGAGUCCUCAGACUCAGGGCUUGGCCAAGGACGCCUGGGAGAUCCCCAGAGAGUCCCUUCGGCUUGACGUAAAGCUCGGGCAGGGUUGCUUCGGAGAGGUCUGGAUGGGAACGUGGAACGGUACGACUCGGGUGGCAAUCAAAACCUUGAAGCCCGGCACCAUGUCGCCAGAGGCCUUCCUGGAAGAAGCUCAGGUCAUGAAGAAACUGAGACAUGAGAAGCUGGUCCAGCUCUAUGCCGUGGUGUCUGAGGAGCCCAUCUACAUUGUGACAGAGUACAUGAGCAAAGGCAGCUUAUUGGAUUUUCUGAAAGGAAACUUGGGAAAUAUCCUGCGCCUCCCUCAGCUGGUGGAUAUGGCCUCACAGAUUGCUUCAGGGAUGGCCUACGUGGAGAGGAUGAACUACGUGCACAGAGACCUGCGAGCUGCAAACAUUCUCGUGGGAGAAAACCUGAUUUGUAAAGUUGCUGAUUUUGGUCUGGCUCGCCUCAUCGAAGACAAUGAAUAUACUGCUAGGCAAGGAGCCAAGUUUCCCAUCAAGUGGACGGCUCCUGAGGCUGCACUUUACGGCCGCUUCACCAUCAAAUCUGACGUGUGGUCAUUUGGGAUCCUGCUGACUGAACUGGCCACUAAAGGCCGAGUGCCAUACCCAGGUAUGGUGAACCGGGAGGUGUUGGAUCAGGUGGAGCGGGGCUACAGGAUGCCGUGUCCUGCCGAGUGUCCUGGGUCCCUCCAUGAGCUUAUGCUAACCUGCUGGAGGAAAGAGCCAGAGGAGAGGCCCACCUUUGAGUACCUGCAGGGUUUCUUGGAGGAUUACUUCACCUCCACGGAGCCUCAGUACCAGCCCGGAGAGAUCCUGUAACUGGGCCGUUUGUUCACUCAU
This is a messenger RNA of Nematolebias whitei (Rio pearlfish), 1682 nucleotides long. It is a transcript of the gene src, whose product is annotated as v-src avian sarcoma (Schmidt-Ruppin A-2) viral oncogene homolog. Gene Ontology annotation, cellular component: extrinsic component of cytoplasmic side of plasma membrane. Gene Ontology annotation, molecular function: ATP binding; non-membrane spanning protein tyrosine kinase activity; growth factor receptor binding. The transcript is spliced from 12 exons. The record is from RefSeq and is a predicted model, not a curated record. Gene Ontology annotation, biological process: cell adhesion; protein phosphorylation; negative regulation of extrinsic apoptotic signaling pathway. The coding region runs from base 48 to 1661 and encodes 537 amino acids. NCBI's taxonomy places the organism in Eukaryota, Metazoa, Chordata, Actinopteri, Cyprinodontiformes, Rivulidae.